Stegostoma tigrinum is the source of this 2138-nucleotide messenger RNA. Its product is annotated as endoplasmic reticulum resident protein 29-like. The transcript has 3 exons. Lineage: Eukaryota; Metazoa; Chordata; Chondrichthyes; Orectolobiformes; Stegostomatidae. The coding region runs from base 54 to 818 and encodes 254 amino acids. Gene Ontology annotation, cellular component: endoplasmic reticulum; endoplasmic reticulum lumen. The record is from RefSeq and is a predicted model, not a curated record. Gene Ontology annotation, biological process: protein secretion.
UGAAACUUCCAGCCCUAAAGAUCACAUGGUGCUGAUGUGAGGCACAGUAGACCAUGGCAGCAGUGAGCAGCUCCUUCCUGCUCUUUCUCGCCGCGGCGUUUCUACAUCUUUUUAUUCCCACUUGGGCCUUGCACACAGUCGGCUCGCUCCCUCUAGACACGGUCACUUUUUACAAGGUUAUUCCCAAACAGAAGUAUGUCCUGGUAAAAAUUGACACUCAGUAUCCAUAUGGAGAAAAACAGGAUGAGUUUAAGAAAUUAGCAGAAAACUCUGCUUCUGGCAAAGAACUCUUGGUGGCUGAGGUGGGAAUAUCAGAUUAUGGUGAAAAGGAAAAUUCAGAACUUGGCAUAAAAUACAAAGUCGGAAAGGAUGACUAUCCUGUCUAUUUGCUCUUUACGAAUGGAGAUUUGGAGAAUCCAGUCCGGUACACUGGUGAGAUUAAACAGGAUGCCAUUCAGCAGUGGUUGAAGAGUAAAGGUGUGUGGGUCGGAAUGCUUGGCUGUCUGGAGGAAUAUGACUCACUGGCUGCAGAAUUCAGCAGCACAAGUGCCCAGGAAGAGCGCCAGAAGAUCAUGGAGAAAGUGAAAGCCAUGAUACAGGAGACGCCAGACUCUGAGCAGAAAUCGGCAGAACAAUACCACAAAAUUAUGAGCAAGGUGCUAGCACAAGGCAAUUCGUUUGUCCAUUCCGAGAUUGCACGGAUUGGCAAACUGCUGGGAGAGAGCAAGAUGAGUUCGGCUAAAAAGAUGGAGUUUCAGAAACGGCAGAACAUCCUGAGCUCAUUUCAAGUACCCAGUGUAGCAAAAGAGGAUUUGUAAGGUUUAAUGAGGAUCUGUUGAAGUUCUGACUUUUUUUUUGAAAAAGCAUUCUACUGUAAGCCAUGUCACUGCUGAAAUUGCUGAGGAGGAUCUGGUUAUCCAGGGUUUACUAUCUCCUGCUAGCUCCUCUCAGCUGAAAGUUCUGACUGUUGUGGUAACUUAACUGACCCCGAUACUGUUCUCAAAUGCCACUUGGCAUGAGCCACUGGACACAUGUUUAUCAAACCCUCCUUCAUGCCAAAGCACCAAACCCAAUUGUGGCAUCUUGCCACUCACAUGUUGACUCAACCCUGGGAUCCUCAGUCUGUCUGGCUCAUAACCAUACCCUUUCAAAGGUCUCAGGGUCUUUCACUGGAAGGGAAUUUUCACCAUUUUCACAAUUCACUAAUGUGCAUAUUGAAACUAUAGGAAUAAUGUGCUAAAGAUGGUUUGUAGGUCAAAGUCCAACAUGCUUUAUAGCUCAAGAGUUGGUAGUUUCAGUUGUGUGACCCGAAGGAGCUGCUGAACAUAAGCUGUCACAUUUCAGACCAGUAGAAGCCUGUGACUGCCAGCCCACUCGUUCAUAGCCAGGAAGUAGUGAAUGAAACAAGUAGACCACCUUAGAAGGGGAAAUACUAUUAAAGAAUGAGAGUUAUACCAUUGCAGAUGUUAAAUAAUAUAUUUCAAAGUACAAGGUUGAUACAAAUUAUAAAGCUCUUCAGCAGUGACAUGGACAAAAGUCUUUGUUUACAAACCUCCUAAUUUUUAAAUUUUUGCAAAACAACUUUUUCAUUAACCUUUUGUUGAGAGUUAUUCCCAGUAUGAUUUCAAAAUGUGGCAAUCAGAAGCAGCACAGGUCUGUCCUAUUAAUUCCCACGUGGUGGGCCCCUGAUGUUAAAAAUGCCACAAUGGCUGUAACUAAACAGGGGUCCGGAAGUCAAUGCAGAUAAAUUCUAUAGAAGUAGUGGUGAGGCCUUUUUCACCGUUUCUGAGCUGUAGUGUUCUCUAAUACUCUGUCACUGACAAGCAAGAGAGGGAACAUUCAAACGAAGAUCAAAUCUCGUAGGUGGACAGAUGUAUUUGUGUCUCCAAUUCUACCUGUGUGACAUGAGCGAAGGGGACGCAAACUGUAAGCACCCCUUUUCAAGUAAAAUAGACCUGUACAGUAAUAAAGGAAGAAUAUUCUCCAAUUUUGUUGACAUAUUCAUUUCACGAUCACCCAUAUUUCAAUUUCUCCCAGCAAUUGAUCUGUCCAAGGAUCACCCUGGUGUCCAAAUGACCACUUGUGUUCUAUUGUGAAUUAUUUUUAAAAUCUUAUUAAAAAUCAUAAUUUACAGUUAA